AUGUCGAGCACCAUGGGCUGCGAAAGCAGGGUACAUGCGGAGGUGUCCUGGGCCUUGACUGGAACUACCAUCAGCAGACAGUUCCUAGAUCCUCAUACGACCGUGGGCAAGUUGAAGGAGAUGCUCGAAAGGCCAGCGAAGACGCCUUCGGAGUUUCUAGAGAUUGUUUGCAAUGGGAGCAAGCUCAAGGACUCUGCCUGCACCUCCAGCUUUGUUGCCUCUCCAUCUGUGGCGUUGCUGGCCGUGCGCCGGGAGCCUCCGAAGCUGAUUGGCUUCCUCAAAGAGGUAUGGCAGAAACGACUGCAUGGAUCCCUGUCGCACAGAUCCCAGAGCAUUGCACUAGAAAGCAGAGAUUAUUGGGUCGCGUCUUACAUCGUUGCAUCAGAUCGCGCCGGCAUUCAGGUAAACCAGCUUGACACUUCUUGGGAUGACUUCGAUGAUUGGUGUCAGUUUGGCACCUGCAACAAGUGCACUUCGUUGCAUUAUGCAGCUCUAUGUGGCCAGGCGGAAACUUGUCAAGCUCUGCUGGACCAUCUGGCUUUUGGAUGUGCUGAUGCCCUCGCAGACGUGCACAUUCACCCCACUAGGGGUGACCUCUGCGGGGAGUCUUGCACAGCCCUUCAUGCAGCUGUUGCAUGGGACAGGAGCGAGGUUUGCUCGGCUCUUCUGAAGCAUCCCCGCUUUAGUGGCGUGGCCGUGGCCAAUGCUGCCGGGCAGACGGUUCUUCACCUAGCCGUUCUUCGGGGGUCGCCGGUCAUGGUGGAGGAGAUCCUGAUAGACGGUCGGGUGGACGUCAAUGCGAAGACACGAAGCGGCGAGACAGCACUGGACCUAGCCGUGCUCAUGCGUGAGCAUGCAGUAGAUUGGCACCACGGCCACGCCAAGUAUGAAAGAAUCGUGUCCAGAAUAGCGGACCACGCAAGCCGCGAGGCAUUUUGGGACUUGCUCCAAGAAGCCGUAGCUUACGAGGACAGGCGGCUCCUACGCAUCGCCUUGGAGUGCCGUCAUGGCAUGGACAAGUUCCUGGCCGGUGUGCUUGUUAGGGGCCGUUUUGACACAGAGUUGUUGCUUUCAGAUUUCAUGACUGUGAAGGAUUCUGCCUGCAGAAAGCGUGCAUUGCAGAAACAGAAGGACUGCCGGAAGAAGCAGGCUCUCCUGGCAAAGGCCUUCAGGAAGCAAAAGCUGGAGGGAUCGACCGCCGCAGAUGCACCCAAGCGCCGCUACCGGACCAAAGCAAGAAACCGCUGGAAGCUGACCGAAUUUGAUUUUUGGUGUUGA
Symbiodinium sp. CCMP2592 is the source of this 1278-nucleotide messenger RNA. The record is from the annotation of a GenBank genome assembly. Lineage: Eukaryota; Dinophyceae; Suessiales; Symbiodiniaceae.